UGUAAACAUCCGCAAACAUCAGCUGCGGGUAAAGUCUGAUUGAAAUGAGUAACCUUUCAGUUGCGCAAAAGGAGACCGAGCAACGGACCCCAAAACACAAAAAUGGCCAAACAAGCGGUAACAACCAUAUUCUUUGUUCUUUUUCAUUGUAUUAUAAGUUACUGGGCGUUAAUGUCUUCUUGUAGCAUCCACUCGUCCCCAAAAAAUAGCAUUCCAGCGAUCGCCAAGUAUUUUGGCUCCAAAGGUCGCUACGAAGAGGUCAACACGUACUUAAUCGGCGAUCUUUUAGCCACAAACAAUUCCCUUGUGACACUGCCUCCCUCGAAAUGCAGCGAAAUUCAUUUGACAGCUAUAGUCCGGCACGGGACGAGGUACCCGACCACUAAAAACAUUCAGAAGAUGCGCGAAUUUUAUGAUCUCGUCAUGCGUGAUGCAACCGGCAACUUAAAUGGUUUUUCAGAGAUAAAGUCUCAGUGGAAGAUGUGGUACACUGAUGAAAUGGACGGGCGACUGGUGGACAAGGGCCGUGCGGAUCACAGGCACCUGGCGCAGAGACUCAUCAAAUGGUUCCCUUCUUUGCUGACAGAGGACAAUGUGCGUCACGGACGCGUGAAACUGACCACCAGCUCCAAGCACAGGUGUGUGAACAGCACCAUUGCUUUCAGAGAGGGACUAAUGGAAGGACUCGGCACAGAGGCUGAGUUGGAACCUGCUGUUAAUGACGCUUUAAUGCGUUACUUUGACCAGUGUGAACGGUUUGUGAAAGAAGUGGAGAACAACAAGAGUGCCUUGGAGGAGGUGAAACGUUUUAAAGAAGGCCCUGAGAUGAAAAGUGUAAUGGAGAAAAUGGCUGACAGGCUGAAGGUCCCUUACGCCAGCAUCACCGUUGAUUCAGUGGAAGCAGCUUUCUUUCUGUGUGCAUAUGAGUUUACUAUCCAUGAUCUGAACUCACCCUGGUGCCAGUUGUUUGACGAGGAAGAUGCACAGGUGAUGGAGUAUGCUGGUGACCUGAAACAGUACUGGAAGCGAAGCUAUGGGCAUGAUAUCAACAGCAAGUCUAGCUGCAUCCUCUUCCAUGAUCUUUUCCAUCGUCUUGACCAAGUUGUAGAUCAGAUCAAUUCAGAUGGUGCUCUGUCAGAGGCUGUGACAGUGCAGGUCGGCCAUGCUGAGACCCUGUUACCCCUCCUCUCCUUGCUGGAUCUGUUCAAGGAUGACAUCCCUCUUAGCUCAACUAACUUUGCAACCCAGAAGAAGAGAAUAUUAAGAAGUGGGAACAUUGUGCCAUACGCUGCGAACCUGCUGGUAGUGCUGUAUAAAUGCCCGGAGGGGAUUAGAAUGGGUGUGCGACUCAAUGAGAAAUCUUUGACCUUGCCUGGACUCACCGACCCUGUCCCAAUGUACGAGGAUGUGAAGAAACGCUACGGUGCUCUACUCGAGGGUUGUGACCAAGAGACUGUGUGUAAAAUUAACAGUUAAUGAACAUAAAUGUACAGCACAUCACAAAGGCCAGUUGACUGACAUUUUCAUAGAAGCAACAACUAGCAAAAAGGAAAACAAAAUGUCUUUUAAAUAGGUUAUACAACAUUUUACUGUUGAUAGAACAUUAAAUGAAAGAAAAUAUUUUUAUAUAUUAAUUAUAUAUAU
Molecule: messenger RNA, 1644 nt
Organism: Carassius carassius (crucian carp)
Lineage: Eukaryota; Metazoa; Chordata; Actinopteri; Cypriniformes; Cyprinidae
Product: multiple inositol polyphosphate phosphatase 1-like
Exons: 5
Coding region: 103-1476 (457 amino acids)
Molecular function (GO): acid phosphatase activity; inositol phosphate phosphatase activity
Source: RefSeq, a predicted model, not a curated record